CUCCCUCUCUCCCCCAUCCUCUCCCCUCAGGCUCCUAUAUAACCUCUGCUGCUCGCCUCGCCCUGUCAAAGUCAUGCUAUGUGGAUUGGCUUCAACAGGUGCUUUGGCAUGCAUGCUGUAGAUUUAAGGCAAAGUGAUUCAGUUUAUCAAACAGGGCUAUUUGAAACUAAAUAAGUAAAAUUUAAGAAUUCAGCUGACCCACCACCCACUUUGGAGCUGCAAACUGAAGUUACACAGGAUUGGAACCCAGCAGCCAGGUGCAGACUAUGGACCAAUCAGAUUUCACCCUGAAAACAGCAUCACUGCUGCUGCUGCUGCUGCUUCAGGUGUGCGGCACAGAUGCUAAGAUGGAGAUCAUUACCAGUAAACAAGAUGUGAUGGUGGGAGAAGCCCUUCUUCUGCUCUGCAAAGCGGGUGGAGAGGGAACUAUAACAUGGCAAAAGGACCUAGAGGACAUCACUGAUGAUGACAUCAUUUCCAAGGUGGAUGAGACCUCCUCUAAACUGUCCAUCGCAAAUGCCACAAUGGAGGACGCUGGCAAGUACAUCUGUUUGUGUGACUUCGACAGUGGACACAACGAUGAUGUUUCAGUCCAGAUCUAUGUUUAUGAGGGUCCAUCUUUUGGCAACACCAACACCCACCAUGAGUUUCUGGAGGGCCAGGACGCAGUGGUGCCAUGUCUGGUGACUGGCCGGCCGGCGGUGGAGGUGUACUGGCUGAAAGACCAGCGACAGAUCCCCUCUUAUGGGGGAAAUCGGAUCCGUCAGCUGAGUGAUAACUCACUGCAUAUCUCCAAGGUGCAGCGAGAUGACGCUGGGACGUACAUGUGUCAGAGCCGGAUCAAAGGAAGGCUCAUUACGAAGGACCUCCCCAUUUCUGUGGUCGUCAAUGCUCCUCCGACAGCACGUCUGACAGAAGAGGAGAAAAAAGUGAUGGCUGGACCAGAAAGCAGUGUUUCCUUAAUCUGUUUGGUGGACGGCCAGCCGAAACCCAACAUCACCUGGACCAUGCCUGUGAACUUUGACCCCUCACGCCAUCAGUUCAACUCGGACCGCAGUGAGCUGACCAUACGGUCCGUUACCAGGGGCGACUAUGGGGAGUACAUCUGCACAGCCAAGAACAAGAUAUCUGAGAGCAGUGCCACUAUCAUGCUUCAUGUCUCUGAGGCCCCAGAGGUGUAUCUGGGUGUUGAGCAGCAGCAUGUGUCAGUGGGAGAAACUGUGCAUGUGUCCUGUAAUGUCUCUGGCCAUCCUGAGCCCGCGCUACACUGGAUCAACAAACACAGCAGACACACACUGGAUUCUGCAUCUGGUCGUAUUCGUGUUGUGGAUGGAGUGCUGAUAAUUGAUGAGGUGGCGCCCUCUGAUGGCGGCCUGUAUUCCUGCAUGGCUGUCGGUCCCUCUGGAAAUGCAUCAAGAGACGUCGCAAUAUUCACCCAGCCCGCUCAGCUGAAGCACCUGUCAGUCUCUCCUGGAUCAACCUCAGUCCUGUUCUCCCUCAAUAUCCCGCCCAUCAGCGGGGGAACACCCAUCACAAGUUUCACUCUGCAGUGGAGGCAAAGUGGAGCACAGCAGUGGGAGGAGACCACAGUGCCAGCCUCAGAUCCCGUGGCUAUCACCUCCCUCAAGCCGUACACAUCCUACACAGUGCGUCUGGCUGCCGUGAAUGCAGUUGGACAGGGAGAAUUCUCGGAAUCACACAAAAUCCGUACCCAGGGCAUUCGUGAACCAGACAGUCCUGUGCUCUCAUCCAAUCAGAUAAAAGUAGAGGGCAACACCUUCACUGUCCCUCUUAAACAGAUUGACGAUGGUGGGAGUCCUCUUCUGCACUUCAAUAUACGAUACAGACAGGACUCAGAGGGGGAGGAGUGGAAGGAGAAGCAGCUGUUGUCGGAUGCGACCGCCGUCUCUCUCCCAGGACUGUCGUCUGACUCAGAGUAUCAGCUGGAGGUCAUAGCUGUCAAUGUGAACGGCUCCUCUAUGCCUGCCAUGCUUAACUUCACCAUCCCACCACAGCCUGUCGUCAAACCUGGCAUGACCAAAGGGGGCGUGGUUGGCAUCGUCAUGGUGAUCUUCCUGUUGUUGUUGCUGGUGGUAGAUGCCACCUGUUGCUACACCAACCGCUGCGGCCUGCUCAUGUUCAUUGCUGUGAAACUCUUCGGGCAGAAAGUGCCAGGCCUCAAAACGCUUGAGGAUGGAGAAGGAACUAUUGGAGAACUGAAGUUGAAGGGUCUAGCCACUCCGAGAGACAGUGUACAACAGCAACAGGAGGUUCAGACACAGACAAAGGAGGGGGGGCAUCACACAGAGGUCACCUGCGACAAAGCCCCCCUCACCAAAUACGAGAAAACUCCACCAAACGGAGACAUGCCCACGACUGAUGCAUGAGGCCCCCAACCAGAUCACCAAGAUAGAAGAAGUAGUCACACAACAAUAAUAUGAUCAUGCAAUCAAUCAGUUAACCAAUCAACCAAACAACCGAGCAGACACUGAGUCAGAGAAGCCAGUAAAGAAGUCCUUGAACCAGCUGCAUAUCACACAUUACUGACUGAUAAUGUCGAGAUGAAUGAAAGCAGGGAGUGGGUUGUUUUGAAAUUCCCUCUGAGCCUUUGUUGGGCCCCUCCUGACGGCACUGUCCUCUCCUCAGGUCCAAACAUCCCAGCGUCCAGCUGACAUGAACAUUUGUACAUGUCUUGUACAGACUGUAGACAGGAGCUGUUGUCAUUUUGUUGUCCUGUCUGCUCCGAGUGGGAUUGGAAUCAGUUCAAGAUCAACUUCAUUGACAAACUGUGUAUCUGUUCUGAUUUGUAUUUUUGUCCUUUGCUAUUACAGUUUUACUUUACAGCAAAAGACAGUAUAUUUUUUUGACAGGGUAAAGGGUAAUCUUGAUGUUUUUUGAACAGGGUGAAGGUAUUGAUGCUAUACACUGAUCCUCAAAAUGCAAUAUAUAUAAAAUGUUUACCUGCUACAUUUUAACUGCAGAACACAUUUUAUUUUAUUUUAUAACUCUGUCUAAAGUAAUCAUGCAUUUUUAAAUGGUGAGAAAUCCUUUGGAAUGGGAUUAUUUCCCGUUUAUGCCGCUAUGGUAAAAUUAGUCUGCUACAAAUGGAUAAGCAUUUAAAGUUCUUUUCCUGUGUAAAUACAGCUUUUGCUGCGUCCAUAAAUGUAGGUCUGUGUUUAUAAUGCCAUUUCACUGUUGUGUAUUUUUCCUGUACUUUAUUUUUUCCUGUAUCAUUUAGGCUGUUGUACUGAGGCUUAUGUCAGUCCUAACGUCUUAUUUAUUGAAAUUAAACUGUAUUCUGUAUUCUGAAACUGACCAGCAUUAACAUUAACCAUUUACAAGACAAUUCAUCUUAUACUAAACACAGCAGCAUUUAACUAACCUACUUUGAUAUUUAUUGUUACUA
Molecule: messenger RNA, 3406 nt
Organism: Myripristis murdjan (pinecone soldierfish)
Lineage: Eukaryota; Metazoa; Chordata; Actinopteri; Holocentriformes; Holocentridae
Gene: ncam3
Product: neural cell adhesion molecule 3
Exons: 16
Coding region: 267-2387 (706 amino acids)
Biological process (GO): synapse organization; homophilic cell-cell adhesion
Cellular component (GO): plasma membrane; neuronal cell body; axon
Molecular function (GO): axon guidance receptor activity; protein binding
Source: RefSeq, a predicted model, not a curated record